AUGCCGUUCACCGCUUCUGACAUCUGCAAGAUCAUCUUCGCCAUUAUCUUGCCGCCCGUCGGCGUGUUCCUCGAACGAGGCUGUGGCGCCGACUUCUUCAUCAACAUCCUGCUCACCAUUCUUGGAUACAUCCCGGGAAUUAUCCAUGCUCUCUACAUCAUUCUCAAAUAUUAA
Messenger RNA from Sparassis crispa, 174 nucleotides. Its product is annotated as Plasma membrane proteolipid 3. Bases 1 to 174 code for a protein of 57 amino acids. The record is from RefSeq and is a predicted model, not a curated record. Gene Ontology annotation, cellular component: membrane. NCBI's taxonomy places the organism in Eukaryota, Fungi, Basidiomycota, Agaricomycetes, Polyporales, Sparassidaceae. The transcript has 5 exons.